Molecule: messenger RNA, 1612 nt
Organism: Tribolium castaneum (red flour beetle)
Lineage: Eukaryota; Metazoa; Arthropoda; Insecta; Coleoptera; Tenebrionidae
Exons: 4
Coding region: 405-1517 (370 amino acids)
Biological process (GO): positive regulation of DNA-templated transcription
Cellular component (GO): nuclear body
Source: RefSeq, a predicted model, not a curated record
ACCUGUCCCCAGAAAACCGUUAGAUCCGCAUCUGCCGCUGUAUUUUCCGCAUGAAAAAGAACCGAAUUUCACCAUCUCUCUCGAUCCUUUGUAGCAAAAACCUAAUCCUUGUUUUUACCCCCUUUGCCUUGUACUUAAGUGUCAAGCGAAUUGCGCUUGUGCGAAUCCAAGUAUCGAUCCUACUUCAGUAGGGUGGUUGAGUUCCCUCGCCGCCCUUACCUACUCAGUUAACACGACGUCACUCUAUUUAAGCCAUCAGCAGCUUAACAAAAUCAAAUCAGCGACAAAAAGGCACAAAUCGAAGACGGCGCUACUCAUUUAGACAACUCGUGCUCAGUGCGAUGCUCAGUCCGAGUGAUAAUUAGUGGCGUUUUUUGGCGGGAAUCUUCACCGAGGAUUAAACGAUGGAGACGCAAAGUUUUCGUUCGCUUCAAAAGAAGCGUACAACGAAUUUCCGCGAGGACGAAACGAAAUUGUUAAUACAAUUGUGGGGCAGUCCCCAAAUACAAAACAAACUCUACUUGACCCAUCGAAAAGAACCAGUAAUGCGUCUUUUGGCUGCCAACAUGCAACAACGUGGUUUUUACAGAACGCCCGAUGAGAUCAAAACAAGGAUAAGAAAUCUCAAGUGCCUCUAUCACAGAAUCAAGAGGACAGUCCAAUCGGGAUCUGGAAUUGGGACUGUCGAUCCAGAUUGGCCACACUACAAAGCCAUGGACAGGAUUCUGAGCAAACAGAACCAGAAGAAGGAGAGUUUGUACAAGGAUAAUGUCUUCGAGGGGCCUCGCUGCGAGGACAUCAAGCAGGAGAUUGACGAUAUCGAUAUUAACGAUGAUAUGGAGUCCUACACCACCAACAGCAUGGGAGGGUCGGAAUAUGAAGAAGAACAAGUACAACUGCCUCCGCUGACUCCAGCCCCAAGCAAAGACGGGAAAAAACCGGACAACAAAUCGGUACCGAACCGAAACUUGCCCAAAAUUUUACCAAACCUUACCAUUCCUUUGCAAAAUCAACAAAACGGAGCCCAAAAUAAACAAACUUCAAUCCCAUCGAUUCCAUUCCCACUGUUAAUCCUCAAUGGUGUUCAACCAAACGCAAACCCGGACAAGAAAGACGCAAAAAGUCCAGGUGGAAUAAAAAAUGAUUCAGACGUUAAUCAAGUCCUGAAGGAGCUUCUCGAGGUCCAAAAGGAGAAUCUGGACAUCGAGCGCCAACGCCUGGAACUGGAAAAACAGAGGCUCGAAUUUGAGCGCUUUGUUGGUUCCCAAUUACUGGCAAUGGGCCCAUUUAUUGGAAAUUUGUUCCAUCGAUUUGCAUUUCCGACCGAAGAUAUGACAGAAAACGAGAAAAAUAACAGCCGAAAGAGGCAAAGUAGUUGUGAUAUUGACCUUUUGAAGGAUAGUAAAAUUUUGAAGACUCUGCUGAGUGAGGGGCUGAAGAAGUACAUUGUGAGUGAGGAUGAGAACGACGACAGUGGGAUUCACAAUGAUGACAACAGCAACAGCAGCAGUAAAUAAUUUGUUCGUUUCAUUCCAAUAACAUUCCGUUAAUUAUUUAUUUAAUUUAUUUGUAUAGAAUUACAAUAAAGUCAAGCUAUUGAGUAUUCAUAAAA